CUCACGCCGCUUGACGCCAGUCUAGGACACCGCCAGAUGAUCGGACUGUCUGCUUCAGGGUUGGGUUUUCUCUUUUAUCCGAAAAGAGGGGAAAAAGCCGAGCUUAAAGCAAGAUGAGACGAAGGCACUGACUGGUUUACAGACUUGCACCGCUUACUAUGGCCAUAAGGGAACUGAAGGUUUGCCUGUUGGGGGAUACAGGAGUUGGGAAAUCCAGUAUCGUUUGCCGAUUUGUUCAGGAUCAUUUUGACCACAACAUUAGUCCCACAAUAGGAGCGUCAUUUUUGACCAAGACUGUGCCGUGUGGAAACGAGCUGCAUAAGUUUCUGAUCUGGGACACGGCGGGGCAGGAAAGGUUCCAUUCUUUAGCCCCUAUGUACUACAGAGGAUCGGCUGCUGCUGUCGUCGUGUAUGAUAUUACUAAACUGGACUCCUUCCAGACUCUGAAGAAGUGGGUGAAGGAGCUAAAGGAACACGGUCCAGAGGACAUUGUUGUAGCAAUAGCAGGGAAUAAGAAUGAUUUAGGAGACAUCAGGGAAGUGCCUAUGAAGGAAGCUAAGGAGUUUGCUGAGUCCAUUGCAGCUAUUUUCAUUGAGACUAGUGCAAGAAAUGCUGUUAAUGUUGAGGAGCUCUUUCAGAAAAUCAGUAAACAGAUUCCACCCCUGGAAAAUCCAGAGGUGGAGAGCAACGACUCCUUUAAACUCACCCGGCAGCCUGCUCCAUCCGCCAGGAGAUGCUGUUAAUACCAGGAGGGGCCGACGACAUUACUCCCUUCAGCACCAAGGACCCACCAGCAUAGUCCACAGUGUCUGGGGGCAGACAGAGGUCAGCUUGCAUGUGUGCUCGGCUGCAGCAUUAGAUGGGUCAAAGCACACGGAUUCAUUUAACUGCAGCAGUUUCAAAGCGGCUCAAGCAGAAAGCCUGUAGCGUGUCUCCCUCCUGUGGGGAGUCUCCUGAAUUACAUUCAGAUUUUGUUUCCGGUACUUUACAGGUCUCAUCAUUAAGGACCGCUGUAUCCUCCCUUCGUAGUACUCUUAAAGUAAAGCACAAUAGAACGUAUAUGAUCGAGUGGAUGUGCUCUGAAACUGGGGUAUUUUUGUUUUUUAAAUGUCAAUUGCUCUGUAGAUUUUGACUUGUGGAGCUUUUGUGUUCAUACAUACAUCAGUCUGUCAUUAGGGGGUCUGAGAUGAGCACUUAUUUGUGUAGCUCCGAGGCAGCAGCUCUACAUUCCUGUGCGUCAUGUGUUCUCACACGUUUUGCUGUAUAAGUGUCUGAAUGUAUUGCUGCAGAAUUAACAGCUUAGGGCUCUAAAUCAUAACUACAGCAUGACCCCCCCCCCGCCGUUGAAACACUGUGACCGAUGCUGGAAUUGUUUACAUAGAGGUUUUUAAAGGUGUUUUCUACAUGCUGAAAUUGUAUUGUUUAAGAUUUCACUACAGGGAACGACCUCACACGCCUCAAAACCAGACCAGUGUCUUACCUGAUAUACAUUACGUUUAUACUGUUACGACGGUAGGAGGCUGGCGUGUGCUUUUCUCUAAAUGUGUCUACAGGGGAUAAAGGGUAGAAAAAAUUAUGAGUAGUGUAUUUGUGCUCAAUAAACUCUAGAGAGUUGGAAUCACAUCCUAAUUUGUAAACAAUGGAAACAAGAAUAAUGUGCUGAAGUUGUAAAAAUAACAUUUACAUUGGAUUUGCUGCAGAUUCUUCAGCCGUAAUAAUCUUAGAUUUGACCUCUUAAAAAAUUUACAACUGCACUUUUACGUACCAUGACCACAGUUUUAUUAAAACAGUGCUCAGUAGUAGCAGGAUUUGGUAAAAUGGACACAAAAGUUCAUGGAUGCAAUAUGACUUUUGUAUUAACAACAUUUCUGUUUCCACAUUUUCAUAGCUUCAAAAACAUGUUUACAUUUGUAUGUUGUCAGUUUAAAAUGACUCCUGUUUCCACAUCUGUGAGUUGGUAAAACUCACUUAUUGUAUAUGUGUCGUUACAUUCCACUCUGUAGAGUCCUCACUAAAUGUUUUUUGUGGAUAAAUAUUUUUCCCGCAUGGUCUGCCUUUUAUCGGAGGGAAAUGUCAACCAUAUGGUGCGAUCGCCCACCCAAAUUCAAAACUGUGAUUAGCUGGGUCCAAAUUGAAAGUUAAUUGCCUUCAGGCCCAGAUUCCUAGAAAGUUAAUCAAAAAUUUUCAAUGCAUUCUGGCAUGAAAUUAACCUCCGUACAAAAAAGCAAUGACAUAAUAGUGAGCAGAUUAUUAUGCUAUUAUGAAGAGAUCUUGAACUAGUAUGCUGCCAGAGAGUGCCUUUUUUAAAAUGUUCUUAACUGAUGUAUGGCAUGAAAAACGUGCAUACUGCUGGAGUAAAAAAAAUGUGUAAAAUCAAACCAUCUGUACACGAGUCCACUUUUAUAUUCUAUGUCCAAGUAUAAACUUACCCAAUUAAUAUUUGUAAUCAAUCAAUGUAAUAAAGUAUUACUAAUUA
Molecule: messenger RNA, 2476 nt
Organism: Betta splendens (Siamese fighting fish)
Lineage: Eukaryota; Metazoa; Chordata; Actinopteri; Anabantiformes; Osphronemidae
Gene: rab31
Product: RAB31, member RAS oncogene family
Exons: 7
Coding region: 159-743 (194 amino acids)
Molecular function (GO): GTP binding; GTPase activity
Source: RefSeq, a predicted model, not a curated record